GGACCGGGACGGCGCUACGCGAGGGAGGUAUGGGGCUGGGGGUGGAACGAACAUGGCAAUCUCGGAAUCGUUCGACGGAGGACGCCAGUGCUCCUAUACGGAUGUGGCCGCCGCAUGGGCCGACUGGCAAACCGGGCGGUGGGCAUCUGGGGAGGCAACGGAACGAGCUGGAUUCUCGUCAAGCGAUGA
This is a messenger RNA of Fomitopsis serialis, 189 nucleotides long. RefSeq lists its product as uncharacterized. Lineage: Eukaryota; Fungi; Basidiomycota; Agaricomycetes; Polyporales; Fomitopsidaceae. The transcript has a single exon. The annotation marks the transcript as partial. The record is from RefSeq and is a predicted model, not a curated record.